CGUGAUCAAUGUUUGUUAUUUCACAAUUGUGUGUGUUAAAGUGUUUAUUUAAAAUCUAUGCAUUUUAUGGUAUGUGAUCAAGGUGAAUCGAUUCAAAAUAUUCACAGUUAGAAUAAUCUUUACUAGGAUGUGAUUUUAAAGGUACGUGAGAACAGGAACAGGCAUGGCUUGUGCGGAGACGGUUAUAGAUCCGCUUUUAGUGGCCGCAAUUGAUUUUGGCACUACCUUUUCUGGAUAUGCAUUUGCCUUUAAGGGUGAUUAUCAAGAAGAUCCGUUAAAAAUAUCUGGAUACACCUGGACAUUAGGGUCGACGGCUGGACUUUCACUGAAGACACCAACUUGUGUCUUGUUUGAUCAUAAUGGAGAAUUUCAUUCCUUUGGAGCCGAAGCUGAAGAAAAGUACACAACUUUGGCAGAAGAUGAUGCUCAUGCAAACUGGUACUUCUUCCGCAGAUUUAAAAUGCAGUUAUAUAGAAAUCAUGAAAUACCACGUGAUUUAACAAUUGAAGACGAUAAGGGUAAACAUUUGCCUGCUUUAACGAUAAUUUCUGCAUGUAUAAAUUACCUGAGAGACCAUUUAACGAAACAAAUUACUAAAAAAGACCUGCCCGUGAAGAAGACUGAGAUCACAUGGGUUCUUACAGUACCAGCCAUAUGGUCAGAUCCGGCCAAACAGUUCAUGAGAGAAGCAGCUGUAAAGGGAGGAAUUCCAAACAGUCAAUUGAUGUUAGCCUUGGAACCAGAAGCUGCUUCAAUUUAUUGCAAACAUCUUCCCGUGGAACGUUUGGCAGCAGGGGCAAAUUCUGCCCUGGGAGCGUUCUCACCAGGGACCAAAUAUCUUAUACUUGAUGCUGGAGGUGGCACAGUUGAUAUCACUGUACAGGAAGUACAAACUGAUGGAACCAUAAAACAACUGUACAUGGCCAAUGGCGGUGAUUGGGGAGGAACGAAAGUCGACCAGGCGUUUGAAGAAUAUUUGAUGGAGCUUGCUGGACCUGAGACAAUAUACAAGUUCCGUGAUGAAGAUAAAGCUGGUCACCUAGAUUUGUGUAGAGAAAUUGAAAUUAAGAAGCGUCAAAUUAAACCAGAUCAGACAUCAAAAGUUACGUUUAAAGUGCCUAUCACUUUAAGUGAAAUAUUUGAGAGGGAUAAGGGAACCAAUUUCCGAGAAUCGUUGGCGUCGUCAAAGAAAGUACGAUGGGUUGGGGAUAAACUACGGGUUGAUCCAGAUGUAGCCAGAGGUUUCUUUGAUAACGCAUGUCAACAUAUAAUCCAACAUUUAAAGGGUAUAUUUGACGAGGCGAAAGUUAGAGGCACCAACACAAUUCUUAUGGUUGGUGGAUUCUCAGAGUCUCCAAUGUUGAGGGAUGCAGUGGAAAAGGGAUUUCCCGGGAAAACUAUCAUUAUUCCCCAGGAGUCUGGUUUAGCUGUGUUAAAAGGGGCAGUACAGUAUGGAUACGAACCGAGAAUUAUAUCUACGCGUAUUUGCAAAUUUACUUACGGUGUGAAAGUAAGUAGAAACUUUACAAAAGGUGAUCCCGAGAGUAAGAAAUUUGUUGUUGACGGAACAUCUAAAUGCAACGAUUGUUUUAGCAGGCAUGUUGAAAUAGGACAGGCUGUCGAUAUAAAUGAAGCCUUCGAAGAACAUGUCUAUGGCACAUUGUAUGCUGACCAAACUGCCAUGGGUGUGUCAAUUUACACUUCAACUGAGAAAGAUCCACGUUACACGGAUGAUCCGUCGUGUAGAUAUCUUGGAGAGCUUACUGUCAACAUGAGCGAUACACGAGGAGGCAAAAAUCGAAAGAUAUCAGUUCAACUUACCUUUGGUGGGACAGAAAUAGAAGUAAAAGCCACUAAUAAGGGAACAGGAGAAGAAACUAUAGCUAAACUUAAUUUCCUUCGUGAAUUAUCAAAAGUCUUCAUGUUGGAAGGAGAAAAUGGUUUACAAAUGCCAGCCAUAAAAGUGUUUGCAGAAAGCAUCAAAUUUCUGCGAACACAUUUUGAGGAUCAUAUAAGGAAUAAAGCCUCUGAAAUCAAACCACGUGAUGUAGAAUGGGUGUUGACCGUACCCGCCAUCUGGCCAGAUCCAGCUAAAAAGUUCAUGAAGGAAGCUGCUAAUGCUGGAGGAAUACCCAACAGUCGCCUGAUCUUGGCGUUAGAACCAGAAGCUGCAUCUAUCUACUGUAAAAACUUGCCUGUCGACAGAACACUUUCUAGUGGUGGAAGAUCUACCCUCGAUGCGUUUGCUCCGGGGACACAGUAUCUUAUACUGGAUGCAGGAGGUGGAACGGUUGAUAUAACUGUACAGGAAAUAAAAGACGAUGGCGACAUCAAACAAAUCUACAUGGCCAAUGGUGGAGAUUGGGGCGGAACUAAAGUCGACGAGGCAUUUGACGAAUUCCUGACGGAUAUUGUUGGAUCAGAUACGGUCGACAAGUUCCGGAAGGAUGACAAGGUCGAUUAUCUAGGUCUGUGUAGAGAAUUUGAAGUGAAAAAGCGAAGUAUUCGCCCAGACAGCACAGCUAAAAUUACAAUUAGAAUUCCAUUAAGUUUAAGUGAAAGAUUUCAAGAAGUAAAAGGAGUUUCACUGAAAAGUUCCUUCAAAUCAAACAAAUCAAUGUCAUGGGUAGGUGAUAAAUUACGUGUUGAUCCCGACACCGCUAAAAAGUUCUUUGAAGAACCAUGCCAACGCAUUGUUGACCAUCUGAAAGAUUUAUUCCAGAAAGGAGCAGUUGUCGACACAGACAUUAUUUUAAUGGUUGGUGGUUUUUCUGAAUCACAAAUGCUGCAGGAAGCAAUAAAGUCGGCAUUUCAAAGUAAAACUGUGAUAAUACCAGAAGAUGCAGGUCUUGCUGUGCUUAAAGGUGCAGUUCAGUUCGGAUUUAAUCCUAAGAUUAUCAGUCCAAGAAUUAUUCGAUUGGAGUAA
Molecule: messenger RNA, 2926 nt
Organism: Mytilus trossulus (common blue mussel)
Lineage: Eukaryota; Metazoa; Mollusca; Bivalvia; Mytilida; Mytilidae
Product: heat shock 70 kDa protein 12B-like
Exons: 8
Coding region: 164-2926 (920 amino acids)
Molecular function (GO): ATP binding; ATP-dependent protein folding chaperone
Source: RefSeq, a predicted model, not a curated record